AGUUCAGCAAAAAAAAAAACGGGUAAGAAGGCCUACCAACCUCAGAGUCGCUAAACGUCGCCACCUUCGCGUUUUAUCGUUCAGUAUUGAGCUAGCGGUGUUAUCAGCCAGCAAACGAACGCGCGCGCUCCGCUUCCUUUCCGAUCACUUUCAAAAGAAACCAACCUUCACAAUACCAAAAUGGACCCGCUCAAUCUGGCCGAACGCAUCGAAAAGUUCCAAGCCAGCGAAUGUUACGCGUACGUAAAAGUGCGCCAACUGCAGUGGUUCCUGCGCGGCCAACAAGUCGACCUGAGCGACAAAAAGCAGCUGAAGAUGCUGGACAACAUUUUCACGAUCAGCAGUGCGGACAAGGUCGUCAACCUGCUCGGAUACGCGCUGAAUGCACCGCAGCGAACGUUCAAAGAGGACGAGGAGGUCGAGCAGCUGCUUGCGCAUGGCGACAUGUGCUUUGUGGAGGAAAAAGUCGCGAAAGGGAUCCGGAGGGUGGUUCGCAAGAUCAAACGGAAGGAUCGCGAGAGUCCGUACUGCUUUUCGCUGAUUCCACUGUCGGUGGUGGUGGAUUAUGAGAAUUUGGACAGUGUGUAUGAGACGCUGUUGAUAAAGAUUUACAAAACCUCCAAAUGCGAGUAUGUGGACAUGACUGCCCGGGUUUACAAGAGUUUGGAGCAUUUUCUGGACACGUGCCAGCUGCCGUUUUCGAUCCUGUGCUUUCCCCGGGACGGUGAGCAUUCGUUUGAUGCGUCUGGGGAAAUUGAAAUCGAUUGCAGAAAUGUCGGUUUGAAGAAUAGAGUGUUCAAGAUGACGGAUUUGGUGCUUGGGGCGGUUGGAAUCGUUGGGUCGGUUGGAGCCAUUUUCGCGUCCGGAGGGUUGGCCAUACCGUUUAUAGCGGUAGGAGUGGGAUCUGCGGUGUACUCCGGAAGUCGCAGCAUCGCACAUUUGGUGGACUCGGGCUUGCACGGAAAGUCGGUGAACCCUUUUACGGACAUUACAGCGCUGAACAACUGGUUGAUGUUUACGGUGAAUGCGGUCAGUGCCGUUACGCUUGGAGCAUCGGCUACCGCCACAGCCCUGAGCACGGCCGAUACAACGGUCGACAUUUUCGGCCAGCUAACGAUGGUUUUGAAGGGAAUUUCGGCGGGGACGGAAAAGCUCAGCAUGGUGGAUCUCGUAGUGUUUAAUGUCGUUGAAUGGAGGCGCCUUACAAUGCACGAAAGACUGGCUCUGGCGUGCUCGAUUUGCUUUUGCUUUCGAAAGGUGAUUAGUUUUCACAACGCAGAACGGCUCAUUCGUAUGGUUCGGCUCAGGCAAAUUAGUAUGUACUUUAAAGACAAAGUUUGGCCUUCACUUACUUCUUCAAAGACAUAUUAUUCAAAUGUACGAGAGUUUAUGGAGUUGAACGAAUCAUAUCUGGAAAAAGGAAUGGAGAUCGUUCGGGUGCUUUUGAGGAGCGAGUUCACAGUAAAGGUGAACGAAGCGUUUACAAUAAUACGAUUCAAUGAGUUCGAGUACAGAAUAUCUCAUCUUUUCCGCAUUGAAUUGACCAUGAUUGCCAGCCUUCUUCACAUGCUUUGGGGCAUUUUACCAAUUUUGAAAGACACCUUCUUUCUGAUGAGAAAUCACUUUGAUGACGAGUCGAUUUUGAAAGUCGUCUGCAAUUACGUAGAUAGUUUAGGCGGUGAAAUAAUGCACCUUGAACUCGCCAUCAACCAAUUCAUACAAUUCUUCGACGUAUUGCUUCCCAUUCUAAAUGACACCCCAUGUCUAAUCGACUCAAGCAUUGUCCUGGGGAAAGGACACCGUUUCACAAUCGGAUCAGCUUUUAAAACAUUUGUAACAGAUAAUAAAGAAAACGCGAUCCCCCUGAUCAAAGCCCUCGCAGAGAUGAAUCCUCGCGAGGCCGAUCAAUUAAACACGCUCCGAGAUCGCGCCAACAUCCAGGAAGACCAACUCUUCAAGUGGAUCUCCGAAGGAGCUAACAACAGCCAGGACAUGCUGUCAAAGGCUCGCUUCCUCCUUUCAAUCGACGAUCUUUGUACCGAGCAAUCGCUUCACAUAACUGACUUCAAAAUUUCGCGAGGCACCGUAGAAGUAGAAUCGCUGUUCGAAGUCGAUCCCAAACUGAUGAAUCGAAUCGCGCUGGACAAGCACGGCGGGUGGGCAUCACUUAAGUGUCCGGUUCGAGCUACCCGCUGAAAUUAGCAGGGGGUUUGACACACCACGAGUUCAAAUUCAAGUUCGAUCUGACGGUCGAAACUGAAUUCCACGAGCACGAGCAAAUUUUCAGCGAUGUCUAAAACAUACGUCCAUGAUUAGAGGCAAUCCAUGAUUAAAGUAUAGUAUGGUCCAGAAGUCUUUUUAAGACGUCACUCUGCUUUUUUGUGGAUGUUUCGAUGAGACUCCGCGUAAAUCCGUCGCAACAGGGGGGAGGGAGACAAAAACUUAAAAUAAAACUUGAAUUGGCCUAAUUAUCAGCUAAAUUCAAGUAUUUAAAGGUGCAAUAAAAUAUAUUUUUUCUAUGUUAUUGGGUUAAAUCAUUGUUUAGCAGCUGUAUAAAAUAAGUUGAAGUGUUAAUAUGCCAAUACUAUGACAAAAGGUCGAAAGACAUUAGAUCGCUUGGACAAAAGGUCGAAAGAUAUAUGGUCGAAUGGACAAAAGGGUGAGGUUUUUUUUAAGAAGUUCUUUAGUGAAAAAACAGGUUCCUUUUCAGGUUUUAAAAAAUUACAAAAACAUCAAUAAUUUAUUUUGAAAAGAACGUUAGGAACCCGGUGGAAAUACAUGUUUCUCCCUAUUCUUAAAAUGUAGUUUUUCCUAGAGAAAGUUUAACUUUCACGAGUAAAAUAAUAAGAGAACGGCCUGAACAAGUCAUCCAAAAGAAGCCAAAUGAAACUAUAUUACAUCAUUAGUUUUUUCAUACAAGUUAACUGCAUGGUCAUUCAAAUGGAAUGGAAUAUUCGAAAAUCUGUAUCUUGAGAAGGAAUUUUUGGAUCAAUAUGGUGUCUUUGGCAAAUAAAUAUUCUAUGAAAAACAGUCCAACGGAAAUUGUUUCAAAUUAUUUCACUUUUUAUUACUGAAGGUUAAAUUCCCACAAUACAAUAUUAUUUGAUUUUCGACUUUUUUAUAUGUUUUAGAAGACAUCUUUUGCGCUUGAGACGGUCAAAAUCUUGUACCCGAUUUUUUUUUAAGCAAAGAUACAGUAGUUUUUCGGUAACUGGGCUUCUUUUUACCGGGGCGCUCGAGCAGACAAACGUCAAAAAACAAAAACAAAUCAAAACGACCGAGGGGUUAAUGGAUGCAAAAACUCAUGCUCGAUACAGAAAAAAACUUUUAACCAACUAUUAUUUAAUUUCAAGUCACAAUUAAAGAAAUAUGAAAACAAAUCAUUGUAAAUAAAUUUGAGUAACUUUUAUUUUUAUAUUCCAUCAUGAAAAUAUUAUGCAUCGGUGGUCCCCUCGUUGUUUUUCGUUCAGCCCAGUUAGUGAGCAGCAUUCGGUGACUGGGCUAUGUUUUCAGUCCAGUUACCGAACAAGUACUUUAUUUCGAAAACUUUUUUAGAUGCAAAAUCAAAUUUUUCAAUCGAAAACUACUUUACAUUCAUUCAGAUGAAGUACGCCGUUUUCAAGUAAUAGGCAUUCUAUGGUUAUUUUAUGCGAUUGUUUGCAAUUAAAAAAUAAAAAAUAAAAGAAAAGCAUUCUUGCAAAACAUAUUUCUUAAAAGCAUAGAAAAUUUCAAACAAUUUCUUAUUUAGACUAUAUUGAUCGGACUGCCUCGAACUAACCUCUUAAAGUUUAAAAUUUGUGAAAACGGGUAGUACUCACGAUAUCGAUAUCUCGGGAACAAUUGUUUCGAAUUUCAAAGAUAAAAAAUGAAAAUAAGAUAGUUUUAGCUUCACGAUUUGUUUUGUAUUGGUGCUUUACCUUAAUUAAGUAUUUUAACAGAAUUGAACCAAAUUUGCACCGAAAUAGUAGUUUUUGCAAUUCCGUCGUGAAACUACUUACUUUUCCUGUCAUUCUUGAACGACGAAAUAGCCUACUUUUCUGUACCAAAAAUAACAGAAUCGAAUAGCAACACUUUUCAAAAUAAAUGCUGAAAAGUUCAAAGCACUGAAAUGGGUGCUGAAAAGUUGAACUUUUCAGCACUUGUUUCGAAAAGUAACACUUUUAAUUUUUUUUUUAUUUAAACGAUUUAUUGACAAAAUACAUGAAAAUUCGACUUAAAAUUUCACUCAAUGGGUGUUUUUCGAAGUUGCAAAAAAUGUUGUAUGGAAAUCGUUGCAAAACUUGAUUUUUUCAGCACUCGUCGUAUUUAUCCAACUCGGUGAACCUCGUUGGAUAAAUGUACGACUCGUGCUGAAAAAAUCCUCUUUUUGCAACUUGUUGCAUAAACUACACGAGUCGCACAUUUAUCCAUCGAGAUUCAAUCGACACCAAAUCGAUCUGAAAAUUCCUUCUCAAAACUCAGACCCACAAAAAUGACAAAUUCUAGAAAACUACCUAAUUUAAUUUUGAAAACCUCAAAGUUAAGAAUUCUAUAUAAAAUGGAACGCUCUCCUUACAGAUUCAUAUUACAAGUAGCUUUAAAUCAUUACUUGAAUAAUUUUUAACUAUUUAUUACGAUGUUAACCAUAUUUAUUUUAUGUUAUAAACAGCCGUUCUCAUAAAAAUGAUGAUUCCACAAGAGUAAAUACUUGGUUUGAUAAUUAUUAUGCUUUGAAGGCUGGGACGAUUUUUUUUAGAAAUGUCGAAAUCGUCAAACUUACAUCGGUGAAUUGUGCGUUGAACGGCAGAAAAUGAUAAUAAUUUAUUGAAUGUUUGAAGAUCUGGAACUGUUUUAGGAAUGAUAAAUAAAAAUCAAAAUGAAUAGCAAAAGAAGUGAUGGAUAUUAUUUCGCCCGAAAUCAUAAUAACCCCUGUGAUCCGAAGAAAAAAUGCACUUCAAUUUAAUUUAAAAUUAAAAUGAUCAGGCAAAUAAAAACGAGAAUAGGGGAAAUCUACCCUUUCCAAUCAAACACAUAUCUUCGUCAUAUGGAGAGUUUGAUGCUCGAUUAAAGCUCCAAAAAUACUAUUUGGGCUAUAAACUUACCAGCAACAGCACCGCCUCGAGUAAGCACGCAAAUGUAUGCCACUUACUGGCCAAAAAGAUCACAUUUAAUGCACUUUUGAUCAUAAUUUGUAUUUUGCGAGACCACUUCUCAUCAUUUUGUUGGCACACACAGUGACACACACGAGAAUCCCUCAAUGAAUAUCGCCAAAAUUAACUUUUCACUUUCGCUUACUUUUUCACGGCGCUUAAGAUAUGAAAUUGCUUCCAACUACCGGCAACAUGUUCUUUUGAUCAUUAGUAAGGCACUCACUUGAAGAAUAAUCCCGAAAAAUGUAAUAAA
Messenger RNA from Culex pipiens pallens (northern house mosquito), 5382 nucleotides. RefSeq lists its product as uncharacterized. The record is from RefSeq and is a predicted model, not a curated record. The transcript has 3 exons. Lineage: Eukaryota; Metazoa; Arthropoda; Insecta; Diptera; Culicidae. Bases 181 to 2196 code for a protein of 671 amino acids.